AUGUUAAAGUCACAUGAACUGGUUUUAAUUCUAGCGAGUCAGUUAGUACUCGUCUUUUCAAAUUUUCCACCAAAUCCAACUUACCUUCAAACUGCAUCUGGUGGACAAUUUUCAGUUCAAAACCACGAUGGUGUGAAAAGUGUUUCUUUUACUUACUCUGUAGAUAGUACUGAAGAGAAAACAGUUUUUGCCAGGCUUUUCGUUGAUGACAUCUGGCGACAAACAGUUACCAAUCUGACUCCGGAUAAGAACCUAUGUUAUUUCUCUACAAUGUAUUUUCAUAAUGGCAACUCUGUAUCCGAAACACAAGAAUGGAAACGCCGUAAGGUCGUAGACAAUGGUCAAAAAUAG
This is a messenger RNA of Lottia gigantea (owl limpet), 351 nucleotides long. RefSeq lists its product as hypothetical. The record is from RefSeq and is a predicted model, not a curated record. The coding region runs from base 1 to 351 and encodes 116 amino acids. The transcript is spliced from 4 exons. NCBI's taxonomy places the organism in Eukaryota, Metazoa, Mollusca, Gastropoda, Lottiidae.